AUGCCUCGCUCAAGUCGAUCCUCUGGACCCUCCCGCUCUGCGCCUUCGGGCUCGCGUGGCGCACACACCAUGGCCGCCCCACCGCAGCAGCACCACCAGCAGCAGCCGACGUACGCCCAGCAGCAGCAGCCUGCCAUGGCGCAGCAGUCCCGUGGACCCGGUCUGUUCGGUCAGAUGGCCUCCACCGCCGCCGGUGUCGCUGUCGGAUCUACCGUCGGCCACGGUCUCUCCAGCAUGCUUUUCGGCGGCAGCAGCUCUGCGCCCGCCGAGCAGGCCCAGCAGCCCCCUCAGGCGUACAACCAGGGCGCUUACCCACAGCAACAGCAGAACGUCGGCGUCAGCUGCGAGCAGCAGAGCAAGGAUUUCAUCAAGUGUCUCGAGAGCACCAAUGACAUGAACUCGUGCUCGUACUACCUCGAGCAGCUCAAGGCUUGCCAGGCCGCUGCCCGCCCUUACUAA
Molecule: messenger RNA, 459 nt
Organism: Sporisorium graminicola
Lineage: Eukaryota; Fungi; Basidiomycota; Ustilaginomycetes; Ustilaginales; Ustilaginaceae
Exons: 2
Coding region: 1-459 (152 amino acids)
Biological process (GO): mitochondrion organization
Cellular component (GO): nucleus; mitochondrion
Source: RefSeq, a predicted model, not a curated record